This is a messenger RNA of Xiphophorus maculatus (southern platyfish), 2406 nucleotides long. RefSeq names its product armadillo repeat-containing protein 1-like. The transcript is spliced from 7 exons. Gene Ontology annotation, molecular function: metal ion binding. Lineage: Eukaryota; Metazoa; Chordata; Actinopteri; Cyprinodontiformes; Poeciliidae. The record is from RefSeq and is a predicted model, not a curated record. Bases 377 to 1447 code for a protein of 356 amino acids.
UGAGGCUUGAGAGACAAAAGUAGGAGAAAGACCGAUGAUCUUAUCACUAAACGGUGCGACAAGAACUCGUCUAUUUAUUGAUUUGACCAUUUUGUUAGCUACUGAAAGUUACAGCCUUGAUAUGAUUAUAUGAGUUAUUUAACCGAUAAAUCGAUCAGAAAUGAACGGAUCCUCUCUGGCUGCAGUGCGCGCUCCCGACGCAGCCGGCAGAAUUUCGCACAAGACCGGUGCUGGUACCGGUCCAGUUCCACCAUCACAGCUCAAACAGACUGGUCCUGGAUCCGCUUUCUGACGUCAUCAGGGUGGGGGACAUGGCCUGUGAGGAACAGAGCCACUGAUUGGUCCGCUGGGGCCGGGCGGCCAAUCACAGAGCUGCAUGUUGCCACGUGGCAGCGCCGCUGGCCUCGGCAGGAAGAACCGACGGUUCGGUUCGAAGAGAGGAAAUAAACCCAAAACAAAGAAGUUCCGACCCGGUCCGAGAGAACAGAACGGGAACCGAACGUCAGGGGGAGGACCGGACCGGACCGGAGUGCUGGUUCUGGUACCGGUGAUCGUUACAGCCAGGUCCCCCCAAGCAGCCAUGAGUGGCGAGCCCGACCCGCCGGUGGCCAGGGGCGACCCGGUUCCUGACCCGCUGGCCGUGGUGACCCAGCUGAGGGACCUGGCGGCCGACCCGAUGAACCGCAGAGCCAUCGUCCAGGACCACGGCUGCCUGCCGGGCCUCAUCCUGUUCCUGGACCACCCCGACCCUCAGGUGGUCUACUGCGCCCUGCUGGCGGUCCGGUACCUGGCGGAGUGCCGAGCCAACAGGGAGAAGCUGAAGGCAGAACUGGGGAUGAUGCUGAGCCUGCAGAACGUCAUGCAGAAGUCAACCACUCCAGGAGAGACCAAGCUGCUGGCCUCAGAGAUCUACCAGCUGCUGCAGACGGCGGCUGGCGCCGACGGGCCGCAGGCGGCCGAACCGGAGCGCGGCGGCGCGCGGCGCAAGGCCCAGUUCUUCCUGGGAUCCAGCAACAAGAGAGCCAAGACGGUGAUCCUGCAGAUCCACGGCCUGGACGACCCGGGUCGGCGCAGUCUGUGUGAGGAGGCACUGCUGAAGAUCCGAGGCGUCAUCAGCUUCACCUUCCAGAUGGCCGUUAAGAGAUGCGUUGUUCGGAUCCGAUCGGACCUGAAAGCCGAGGCUCUGGCGUCGGCCAUCGCCGCCACGGAGGUCAUGACGGCUCAGCAGGUGGUGAAGGACGAGAACGGAGACGAGAUUUUGGUCCAUUUCACAGAGGCCGGUUCUGUAUCGGUGGAGCAGAACCUGGACCUGCCAGAGUAUCUUCCGGAGGAGGAGAGUCCGUCUCAAGACCCAGACAAGGCGAUCAGCCGGGUCGGGUCGGGCCAGGACGGGUCCAGCUGGUUUGGCGCUGCCGCCAACUUUCUGUCUCGCUCCUUCUACUGGUGACCCGUCAGAACCAGAACCGACUGCUGGAUCAGAACCAGAGUGUCUUACUGAGUGGGACAAACGGGUCAGAACAGAAAUCCAGAAGUUUUCUAUUUAUUGUCCAAACGGACCGAACCGCAGAACUGGAGUUUUAACCGGUUCUAAUCAGGAACAGUGACACCAGAACCGGGUCAGAACAACUUCCCUGUUGAGUGUUUAAUCUAGACCAAAUGUUCUGAUCCGGGUUUUCCCACAGCAGCUCUACGGAACGUCGUCAUGUUUACACUUUACCUAACUGGAUUCCUUGAAACCAGAACCGACCGGUCCCGGUAAGCUCGGUACCGUCUGACCCGACUGGUUCCUGUUGAGCGAACACUAACGGGUCGUAAAGCUGGGAACCGGUUUGGGAAUCGGCAGAGGAUCCAGUCCGAAUGUUUUCCUCAGGAAAACCUCUGAUGUUCCCAGUGUUCCCAGCGUUCCCAGUGUUCCCAGCGUUCCCAGCGUUCCCAGCGUUCCCAGUGUUCCCAGCGUUCCCAGGAUCCAAGAGUACAAAGACCCGGGUCAUUUCCUCCUCUGAUCUCCAGCAUUCCUGCAGUUUCCUGCUGAGCUGCGUACCUGACCAGGUGUGCAGUGGAGGCCCGCCUCCUCCUGGCUCUGUCCAAUCACAGGGCUUCAAUCAUACAGAACCGGGCUUGGACCGCUCUGGUCAGGGUGUGUGCUUCUGGGUUUCCAUGGAAACUAGCACUACUGCACUGGGAUCCAUCCAUAGAUUCCCAGUCUGGAUUGAACCAUCAGAACCAACUGCUGGAACCGGGCCGUGUGACCCGGUCCGCUUCAGAACCACUGGACCAAUUCUGAACCGACCGUGUCCGUUUCUGAACCGGUUUCUGUCAUUCUGACUGUUACCCUUCAUCAUCUUCCUCUUCCUCAGUGUGAAUAAAAUGCUUCAGUCUGAAACUGCCUGGUUUCUUUCAUGACCC